CGGCAGUUACCGCAAAGGGACGACACUUUGUCGCAGCGUUUAAACUCCACUUAGUGACAGACACUGGACGUGCGUAUUCGCAGCAUGGGGUAGCUGGGGUACGUACCUACCCCGAUACAGCACUUUCUACGUAAUUUUCAAUCAGCAAGAACACGAUGCUCCCCCAACGAGCCGGUUACUUUCUGUCACAACCAUGAUACCGCACCGAUAUAACGAGGAGACAUCCCUUCUCCUACAGCAAGAGCAGCUGAUAGCAGCCAAGACACCUCUGCCUUGGGAUCAGUUCUGGAUCAUAUUGGUCUUGCAUUUUUCUCAGUCGCUUGUUUUUAAGACUCUUUCCCCAUUCAUCCCCCAACUAAUCAAAGACAUUGGCGUGACCAACGGAGACGAACAACAAGUUGGAUACUUCAUCAGCUUCCUGGACUUAUCAUACUAUGUCCCUCAAACGCUGGUUGUUCUCUAUUGGAGUCGACUGUCUGAUCGUAUUGGGCGGAAGCCUGUAAUACUCACUGCUUCAUUCGCGAUAGCGACUACAAUGAUAUCGUUUGGGUUGUCAAGAACCUUUCGCGGUCUGCUGGUCAGCCGUGUUAUCUGUGGGGCAUUCAAUGGAGAAAGUGGAGUCAUCAAAAGCAUGAUGAUGGACAUCACUGAUGCAACCAAUUUGCCAAGGGCAUACGGAUACGUGCCACUUCCAUCGAUGUUGGCCGCCAUCAUUGGGCCACUUGUUGGUGGAUCACUCUCACAACCAGCAGACAGAUUCCCUGGAAUAUUUGGGCAAUCUGAAUUCCUGAAAACAUACCCAUACCUUUUGGCAUGCGCUGUUCCAGCUCUAUGUUCCGCUAUUCUUUGGCUAGUUAUGUAUUUUCGUCUCAAAGAGAGCGCUUUGACUAAGGCGCCGUUUUUGGAGAUGAUGAAACAAUGGCUAUCGCAACGGUCAUAUUUAAAGCGGUCCGCGCUAUCGAGGGAUACUCUUAUUGGUUCUUUGGAAGCGAACACUGAAGAGGUCUCAUCAAAGUCACUUAGUGCUAUACUAACUCCGAAGGUCCUGACCGUAGCAGCAAGUUCUGGCACUUUGACCCUUUUUCUUGUUGCGAUUAACAAGCUUGUACCACUUUUCUAUGCGACGCCGAUUGAAUUCGGUGGUGUUUCCUUGGACCCUCCUCGCAUUGGCGUUAUAUUUGCAACAGCAGGUUUUGCCAGUGGCAUAUUCCAGUUCCUUUUCUAUGCUCGUUUACACGAUCGCUUGGGCGCACAUGUCAUAUAUAUGACUGGUCUCGGCUCCAGCAUACCUAUCAUCCUUUUAUUCCCGGUGAUCAAUGCUCUAGCUCGAGCCCAUGGGAUGAGCUUCGCGACAUGGUUGGCCAUUGGCUUUCAACAUGUGCUAAUAAUCAUCUUGGAUAUGUGCGCCCCUUGCAUAGCGUUGUUUACUAGAGCAGCUGCUCCUAAUCGUGCCUCGAUUGGAGCAACCAAUGGCGUUGUUCAAUUUGUUAGCGGAGCGGCGAGGAUCAUCGCACCAGUAUGUGCAGCGAGUUUUUCUUAUUCGAUGCAGGAAGGUCGCGAUGCAUGGUUGGCCUUCUAUUUCUACAUGGGACUUGCAUUUCUCGCUAUCGGUACUUCUUUAGCCCUGCCUCGUGACCCUAGUCUAUGGGAAGAACGCGAUUAAUAUGCCCAUCAGUGGUAUCUGUCGUAACAGCCAUGUCCACCUUUUUAAAACAAUGGGUUUUCCGUAACAGAGACAAUUAUAUCUGCUCAA
Molecule: messenger RNA, 1753 nt
Organism: Suillus fuscotomentosus
Lineage: Eukaryota; Fungi; Basidiomycota; Agaricomycetes; Boletales; Suillaceae
Product: major facilitator superfamily domain-containing protein
Exons: 8
Coding region: 194-1663 (489 amino acids)
Biological process (GO): transmembrane transport
Molecular function (GO): transmembrane transporter activity
Source: RefSeq, a predicted model, not a curated record